UUUUAUCCAUCCAUUUUGGCUUUUGUAGUCUGCAGUAUUGUUGAGUAGAUGAUCUUUGUUCUGGAAGAGCUCUGUGGUUGAUCAAAAUAUGACUUGAGCUUAGCCAGUUCAUGCGUAUUCUUCAGGAAGAUUCCAUUUCAGCUGUCUCAGCAGAGGAGCUGGAGCAUACCCUUCCUCCGUUCUCUGCAGGCUGCCGCGCCACCGGCCGCCAUGACGACUGCCAUCUUGGAGCGCCUGAGCACCCUGUCGGUGAGCGGGCAGCAGCUGCGCCGCCUGCCCAAGCUCCUGGAGGACGGCCUUCCCAAGAUGCCCUGCACCGUCCCCGAGACGGACGUGCCACAGCUGUUCCGGGAGCCCUACAUCCACACCGGCUACCGCCCCACGGGCCACGAAUGGCGCUACUACUUCUUCAGCCUCUUUCAGAAGCACAACGAGGUGGUCAACGUCUGGACCCACUUGCUGGCCGCCCUGGCCGUCCUCUUGCGAUUCUGGGCCUUCGCCGAGGCCGAGGCCUUGCCGUGGGCCUCCACCCGCUCGCUGCCCCUGCUCCUCUUUAUCCUGUCCUCCAUCACUUACCUCACGUGCAGCCUUCUGGCCCACCUGCUGCAGUCCAAGUCAGAGCUUUCGCACUACACCUUCUACUUCGUGGACUACGUGGGCGUGAGUGUCUACCAGUAUGGCAGCGCCUUGGCCCACUUCUUCUACAGCUCCGACCAGGCCUGGUACGAGCUGUUCUGGCUCUUCUUCUUGCCAGCAGCUGCCUUCUGCGGCUGGUUAUCUUGCGCCGGCUGUUGCUAUGCCAAGUAUCGUUACCGCAGACCGUACCCAGUCAUGAGGAAGAUCUGUCAAGUGGUGCCGGCAGGAUUGGCCUUCGUCCUAGACAUCAGUCCCGUGGCGCACCGCGUGGCCCUGUGCCACCUGGCUGGCUGCCAGGAGCAGGCGGCCUGGUACCACACCCUCCAGAUCCUCUUCUUCCUGGUCAGCGCCUAUUUCUUCUCCUGCCCGGUUCCUGAGAAGUACUUCCCGGGUUCCUGUGACAUUGUGGGCCACGGGCAUCAGAUCUUCCAUGCCUUCCUGGCCAUCUGUACGCUCUCCCAGCUGGAGGCCAUCCUCCUGGACUACCAGGGGCGGCAGGAGAUCUUUCAGCAGCGUCAUGGCCCACUGUCUGUCUACACGGCCUGCCUGUCUUUCUUCUUCUUGGCGGCCUGCAGCGCUGCCACUGCAGCCCUCCUGAGGCACAAAGUCAAGGCCAGACUGACCAAGAAAGAUUCCUGAGGCUGGCAAGUGGAGUGAGGUGUGGAGGCAGCCUGUCCUGAUUUGGGGGAAACCUCAGUGCAACGUUAGGAGUUGACUUUUUGGUUUUUAAGAGUUGCUUUUAACUUAAUACAUAUUUCCAAGGAUAUGCUAUGGCAUUGGAAAGCCAAAGGAUUCAAGAAUUUUGUGGUUAUAGUUGUUGCUAAUAAAAGGAGUAUUAUUUUUCCCUGUGUGUCAUAACUUUACAAGAUACAGGAAAAGAAGGGACCUUGGCUAAGAUUCAUGGGACACUAAGUUAAGGAUUAUCUUUCUGCCCGAAAACCUAGGGGGAAUUCUGACUUUUGCCUCCAGGGGCAAGUCCCAGAGCUGAAGGGAUAAAGAAGUUAGACGGGAAAGUAAGUACAUGGCUGGUCCACACUGUAUUGGAAUGGCCAUCCUACUGUGUUGGUUUUUGGUGACUGAAUAAAUUGACCCAAGAACUCGAUUUCAUUUGGAUUUCAGAUUGUUCAGGGUGGAGAAGUCAGAAUCUUCAAAAUGACUCAGUGAAACCCUUAGACACGAUGAAUUACUUAUUAAUCUGAUUUCUGGUUCCAUCUCUCUUGCCCUACUCUGAACACUUUUCUCAGGAUGAUGUCUGCCUGGCUGUUUUCUCUACAGUGCUGUCACUCCCAUCUGUACCUUGCAUGGUAAUGUAGAGGAAUACGAAGCAGUCAUAUUUCCAGGAAACGCUUGGAUCUAUGUGGACAUUCAGAAAGCUUAUUCUCAUAUAAUAAUAAUGUAAAUGGUACUAGAAAGUACAGUGCCAAGAGCCAUCAGGAGACCCAGCCAGUAAGCUUGGAUACUGUUUUAUGUCAUGGGACCCUUCUGUUCUAUACCUGUGGACUGCAGUACUUGAAAUCUAUUAGGGCUGCCUUACAGGCCAGAAAAUCUGGGGCUUGUGCUAGGGAAUCUUCUCCAGAUUUGGGCCAGCGUAUUAACAAAACAAAACAAAAAAACUAAUGGAGUGAAUUGGUUCUGAGGGUCCCUCUAGGGACCCAAUUAUUUCAAGAGGAAUCCAGGGUCUGGCCUCUUAACUAGAUGCUGCCACAUAAAGGACCCAUAUAACUACCCUAGUUUAGGGUCCUCAGGCAGGCAGUUAUGCUUCAACUUAGAGAUGAAUCCUUAAAAUAAUCGAGCCCUAGGACAGAUGAGCAUGUGUGCUCACUGUGGGUUAAUGCCUGAAGGUUCCUUUGCGUAAGAAUGGUGAACGAGGUACCCUGUAGCUAGAACUUUCUGUUGUCCAGUAGCUUCUGUGGGAUAAGUGGUACUUGCACUAGAUGUGUUCUGGCCUCACAGCCUUCUCUGAGGACCGAUUUGUGUACUAAUCCAGUGAAGGGGGCUGUGUUGACAGAGGAGCCAUGGGAGUCUUCUCAGAUGCCAUGUUUCCUAGCUGUAUAAGGUCUCUGUUUACUACAAAGGAAAGUGCUUUGUUUUCACUCCAGUUUGAUGAAAUUCUUCUAUUACUAGGUUAUUUUGUUAUCUUCAUGUCUUUGUUUUCUUCCUUUCUCUGAGAAAUUUGUGGAUUUUGUGCCUUAUAAAUGGAAACGUAUGAACACUUUACUUAAUAUGUGGCCAUGUGGAAUUUUCAAUUUUGUGUUAUAGGGAUAAGAAAAAAAGAAUGCAUUGCCCUUCAACCAGUGGAUGAAAGAAAUGUCAGAGCACCAGAAUUACUUAUCAUUCAAAAGACUCUGUCAACCUGCAUUUUGGCAACAAACAAACCCUCAACUGAAACUUUCCUAUAAUCUUCAUAUCAAGAAAGCAUAUGUCUUGUCUGCUACAUGGAUUUCUCUGUUAAUUCUUAAAUACCUGAACUUCUGUGCUACCCAAGUGUCUUACAUAAGCUUCUGGUGUCUAGUCCAAAUUCAUCACAAAUAAAGUUGGCAAAACAGAAGCCAGUUGAACUAAACAAGGGAAUGGGGGAGUUGUACAAACACAUUGCAAGAGGGUCAGUUUAAAAUGGGGACUAGAAAAUGUUUGGAAUGUUGUUUUUAUGGAUUCAAAGACCGUAUUCUUUUAAAAAUUGGAAGGAAGGUGUAAGUCAAGCCUUGAAUAUGGUGGUGGUCCCGGUGGAUGUAGGCCAAAGGGAGGUACUUUAUAGAAGAGAAAGCAGGAAAUAGAGUGGUGAUCUUCAAAUGCAGGUGGCAGAGCAAGGCCAGCUGACACACUGUAAACAGUCUGUGACAAGUUCAGAUAGACUAAAUUCUUAGGAUAUUGCCACGAAAUUAUUACCUUAAUAUGCGCAGGUAUUGGUCCCUCAAGUGAUUGGAGAAAAGUAUAAAAUUUUUCACCAGAGAUAUUUGAGGAGCAUUGGAGACUAGGUAUCUCAUUAAAAUACCAAAUACUUAUUCAAAAUAUAUAAACAUAGGAAAUGUAGAUGUUUUAAACUACUCAGACUUUUGAAGGAUUAAAGACGCCUUUUAGAACAUUUUCAUUAAAAUGAGUGUAUCAGCAAGGAACAGACCUAGUUUAUUUAAAAGAAAUAAGUAAUUGAUAAAGGAGAUUAUUUUACUCCACCAUAGCCUCACCAACAGUUGACAUUUGGAAAUUCUACCAGUUAUCUCUGUCUCUAUUAAAAUGUAAAUUCCUCUGGAAAACCUAAACUAUCAGUCAUUUACAUCUUGUGAAUAAAAAUUUUGAUGGAUUUGUAUGAGGCCCUACUCAGGGGCAUCUGAACACAGCAGAUUGGGUACACAUUUGCCUAUUUCCCUCUUGCCUAGUACUUCCUGACUUGUAAUUACCAAUGAGCUAAUGUUAGUACACUUCAGAUGUUAAGGUUUCAUUUCCCACCUCUGCUAAAAGUACCUCACUUAAAGACAAUAUUAUUAGUCCACUAUUGGAAGUUUAAAAUAGUAGGAGCUCAGGCUGUGGAAUGAAGGUAGCUCAUUCCUGAUUCUGUUACCCUCCUGUCCACAAAUGGUACCUUAACUUAAGAACAUUGUGUCCUUCAGAUGCUGCACUGUAGUUUCAAGUGGGCCCUCCAGAUGGCGCUCAUGUCUUACUCAGCAAAGCCUUUGUAUCCAAAUCUUUGGGCUAUUAAUUGUGUUGGUCCUUGUUUUUUGUUUGAUUGCUCCGCAAAGAAAAAAUGGAACUAUUUUCUGUUUAUAUUAAUCUACUUACACGAAUGGCCAUUAAACAGAUUUUGUAUAUGGA
Hyaena hyaena (striped hyena) is the source of this 4443-nucleotide messenger RNA. RefSeq names its product progestin and adipoQ receptor family member 8 (gene PAQR8). Gene Ontology annotation, molecular function: nuclear steroid receptor activity; steroid binding. Gene Ontology annotation, cellular component: plasma membrane. Gene Ontology annotation, biological process: response to steroid hormone. Lineage: Eukaryota; Metazoa; Chordata; Mammalia; Carnivora; Hyaenidae. Bases 211 to 1275 code for a protein of 354 amino acids. The record is from RefSeq and is a predicted model, not a curated record. The transcript is spliced from 2 exons.